CAUUAUUCCCCUAUUUAGUCUGUCAUUUCUGUGACUUCACCAGCUGCACUAAUUGGUCUCUGGGCACCAGGAUGCUUCAUCAGGUUUUCAUGCCCUAGUUUCUCAAGUGACGAGUGACAGUGAUGCACAAACUCAUUCUCACUCAUGUUGAUGUGACGCAGGAGCGCGUGCGCUGAUGGAGGUCCUCAUCUGACGGAGAAGCUGGGCUGUUAAAGAAAUGCAGCAGUCAGUCAGUCAGUCAGGCCUUUAUUGUGAAGGGCAGGAACAGACGUGGUGCAGGAGACUAUAAAGCAGCUGAGGCUCGUCUCUGCAGGGACAGUGGAGCUGUGGCCGUCCUCCUUUAAAGGUCGCUGUCGGCAAGAAGAGACCGAACACCUGAAGAGAUUUUCUCUGCAAAGACGGUCCCGCGCUCCCCGGAGCCUGCAGCAGAGCAGCUUUCACCUCCAGCGGACCACUGGUCCAGUCUGAGGAUGGAGAAGUACGAGAAGAUCGGAAAAAUCGGGGAGGGCUCCUACGGCGUCGUCUUCAAGUGCAGGAACAGAGACACGGGGCAGAUUGUGGCCAUCAAGAAGUUUGUGGAGUCGGAGGACGAUCCCAUCAUCAAGAAGAUCGCACUGAGGGAGAUCAGGAUGCUCAAGCAGCUGAAACACGCCAACCUGGUGAAUCUCAUGGAGGUGUUCCGACGGAAGCGGAAGCUUCACCUGGUGUUCGAGUACUGCGACCACACCGUCCUCCACGAGCUGGACCGUCAUCCCAGAGGAGUCCCGGAGCACCUUGUGAGGAGCAUAACCUGGCAGACGCUGCAGGCCGUCAACUUCUGCCACAAACAAAACUGCAUUCACCGUGAUGUCAAGCCGGAGAACAUUCUCAUCACCAAACACCAAGUCAUCAAACUCUGUGACUUUGGCUUCGCCAGGAUCCUCACUGGUCCCUGCGACUACUACACAGACUACGUAGCCACUCGCUGGUAUCGGGCCCCCGAGCUGCUGGUGGGCGACACUCAGUACGGCCCCCCGGUGGACGUGUGGGCCAUCGGCUGCGUGUUCGCAGAGCUCCUGUCGGGAAUUCCUCUGUGGCCCGGAAAGUCCGACAUGGACCAGCUGUACCUAAUCCGAAAAACUCUGGGAGAUCUGAUUCCUCGUCAUCAGCACGUCUUCAGCAACAAUCAGUUCUUCAGUGGAGUUUCCAUCCCGGAGCCGCAAGAGAUGGAACCUUUGGAGCAGAAAUAUCCAAACUGUUCACAUCUAGCUCUGAGUCUCAUGAAGGGCUGUCUGAGGAUGGACCCGUCUGAGCGGCUGAGCUGCGAGCAGCUCCUCCAGCAUCCGUACCUGGACAGCCUGCGAGAAAAGAGCGAGAGGACGUCCCGAGAGCAGGAUCGCUCCGGCACCAAGAGGACGCGGCUACCUCGCAAGCCCCUCCCUCCAGGGUAUUUGCCACAGCUGACAGGCAGCAGCAUCUUUCCAGCGCUGGAGAACAAGAAGUGCUACAACAACCUGCGCAGGUUCAACUAUCACCUACCGAACAUUUAGCCUGAACACCUACAGCUGUCAAGGUUUUCUGAAGCAUCUCAGGACCCGGAGUGGUGUUUCGGUUUUCAAAGCAUGAGGAGGAUUCCCACUGUGAAAUGCUCCACGUGUUGAGCCUGUUGAUACUGACUGUCUCGGUCUAUGCACUAUUUCCCAACAUGCCUACAUUUCAAGCUCCUUUUGUUGUAUUUCUUAUGGUUGUGUAAAGACAAGGAGCGACGUGCUGCUCUGCUCAUAUUCCAGUAGACUAAAGGUAAACUAUGACUCAUGCCUUGCCUGGUUUGCCAAAUAUAUUUUUUGAUACCAUGAGGGACUCUGUAUGAGUGACACGUGUUGUUAGACUGUUUUAUGUCUCAGAUGAGUUAAAAUGUAGGAGGCCUUAAUGUAUAAAGUCAAAAGCAUUUCCGAAAUUAAUAUUUAUUGACAUCAGGGGUGAAUACAGUUUGACAUAUAGGUUUGACCCAUUGUCACUCACAUUUAGCAGUAACUAGAUCACAUUGUACUUAUUGUCUCUGGGCCUCUGGUGCUAAGGAUGUUUUCAGCCAUCUGUCUGUCUGUCCUCAGAUAUUGUACAAAUGCCAAAUUAAUCCGAACAGAAAUUAUUUAAACAACUUUAAUUGUGGAAAUAAUCAGAGCUUUCACACAUUGUUUCUCUCUGUGUCCACAUGUGGGGUAACUUUAAUAUGUUGAAUGUUGCGAAUAAAAUAUACAUCACUCUA
Messenger RNA from Betta splendens (Siamese fighting fish), 2245 nucleotides. It is a transcript of the gene cdkl1, whose product is annotated as cyclin-dependent kinase-like 1 (CDC2-related kinase). The record is from RefSeq and is a predicted model, not a curated record. Gene Ontology annotation, biological process: protein phosphorylation. Gene Ontology annotation, molecular function: ATP binding; cyclin-dependent protein serine/threonine kinase activity. The transcript is spliced from 11 exons. Bases 471 to 1529 code for a protein of 352 amino acids. Lineage: Eukaryota; Metazoa; Chordata; Actinopteri; Anabantiformes; Osphronemidae. Gene Ontology annotation, cellular component: nucleus.